AUGGUGCUCACCCGGUCUCCUACCCGGAAAGAGGCGACCACCCGGCCUCCCCCUGCACCCCCCACGCCCCCUCCACCUUCUUCUCCACCUUUACCGAGCCAUUCUAGGGCCUUUUUAACAUCGGCUGGCCCCUCCGACCAAGCGAACGUGUCGCCUACCAGCGGAAUCGGUGCUCUGCUCACCCCUAACGUGGACCUUCAGGUGUCUUCCGACUCCGAAAUGCCCCGGCUGCAGUACGCGUCGGACAGCGAGUCAGUUAGCGGCUCACAAAUCAGCGCCAUAAGCAUGAGCGACACCCCUCAACUAUCUACCCCUCAAAUAUCCACCAAAACUGCACCAACCUCUAAACCGACUACUGGCAAAUCGAGUAAGUCCGCCAAUAGUAACAUGGUCAUAGAGUUGCCGGCUCACUCUGAGGAGGUGAAAGGCAUAGACUCGUUCAUGACCGUGAUAACGAAACUGACUUACACGAUCAAUAAAGCCGUAAACGAGGGAAAGAGCGUAACUGCAUCCAAUAAACGGCUCAUCUCCACGGCAGCGCAAGAGAUCCAAAGAGCUGCGCAGGCGCUGGCAAGGGUCAAUGAGGCCGAGCCGAAGACUGCGCCUCCUCCUCCAGCUUCAGAGAUCCUCCCGGAUCAGAGCUCUAUUGUCUCGGUUAUUCGGGAGAGCAUCCGCGAGGAGCUGAAGGCCAUGUUGCCGGCUCCAGCGCCCUCUCCACCGGCGCUCACUAAAUCUUUUGCCGCGGCCGUGGCGGCGCCUUCCCCAAAACGCAUCCCUCCUCCUUCGCGCACCCUACCAUCAAUAAUAGUCAAAGCUAAAGAAGCCAACGACAAACAGACAGUAGUAUACGACGAGUGGAGGAAACACAUCUCGUUUCGCCACUCAACUUUUGCCCCCAACAAGGUUAAAUCUCUGCGCCAGAACAUGAUAAAGGUCGAAUUCGACACAAACGAACAGCGCGAUGAAGUCCUACAUAAAGUUAAUAGUAUACCCGGAAUUGUAGCGGAAGAGUCCAAACUGCGGCGCCCUCUCAUCAUCCUGAAGGGAGUCAGCAAGGAGGUACAGAGGGAGGAAUUGGUGGAAGUGGUAAGCCACCAAAACCAAAUCCCACCCGAGGACGUCCGCCUUUGCUUUCUCCUCAAAAACCGCAACGAUCGUUUUUACAAUGCAGUGCUAGAAGUGGCCCCGGCAAUCCGACGUAGGUUGGUUGAGGGGGGGCGUGCGAACGUGGAGCAUCAGCGGGUGCACGUGGCGGACUUCAGCCGCUUUGUGCAAUGUUAUAAGUGCCUGCAGUUCGGGCACACGAACAGCAAAUGCACCGCCGAGUUCUACCCGUGCGCCCACUGCGGCUCCACUGCACACCACAUCAACGCGUGCCCCGACCGCGCCGACCCAAACAAAAAAUGUUGCUAUAACUGCAAGUCCUGCAACCUUCAGCGCUCAUAUGUGUCACAGCAGGAGUUCUUUAGGCAUUUCCACCUAAACUCCUACGAUGUUGCUCUUAUCUCUGAACCGUAUGUUGGUACUUCCCUGGAGGUAAAACCCCCUCCGGGCAUCACAAUCUAUCAGUUUCCAAAAGGAUCACGUGUUAAAGCGUGUAUCGCUACCACAUCAAAAGUGGCAGCUCUCGGACUCACGCAGCUAUCCACUGCAAACUUGGUCGUCAUUAGAAUCAGUCUGGGACUCAACAAUUUGGAAAUUGCGUCUUUCUAUGUCGAACCUAACGUGGACAACGAUAACACCCUAGAUAAGUUGGACCGGUUCCUUAGUACAGCAGGCUCCGCCUGGAGACUGGUCGGCGGCGAUGCUAAUGGCAGUCACCAGGAGUGGGGCGAAAGAUCAGCGAACUCUCGCGGGGAGGAUCUCGUAGCGGUAAUGGCAUCGUACAACAUGUCCGUUUGCAACGUGGGUCACGACCCCACUUUUGAGGCCAUUCGGCACGGCGCUCAUUGUUCGUCUAUAGUCGACGUUACCUACGCGUCUCAAAGCCUGGCAGAUGCAGUACACAGUUGGGGAGUUAAUCGCGACGCUUGCCCGUCCUCGGACCACAAUGCAGUCGAAUAUGAACUAUUCACCCAGUCCAGACCCGAUAAGCCGAAAAGCUCUACCACCUUCAAAUUCUCGACUUAUCGAGCCGACUGGAGCAAGUUCCACGAUAAACUCAAUGAGAGAUUGGAGCCGCUGGUCAAUUCGACUGAUUUCAGCUCCCUCACCGACACUGGCCUGGAUCGUGUGGUAGACCGUCUCACCUCAAUUGUGCAGGACGUUUGCUACAGCGUGCUUCCCCGCAAACCGGGUUCCAAGUUUUAUAACCCGUGGUGGUCCGACGCUUUAGAAAAGCAGAAAAAAGAGUGCAUAAAACUUCACCAUCGCCUUCAUGACCUCAAGAAAUCAAAGAGACCUCUAGAUGAGGUUAUCAAAUUAUACCGAGAAGCAAAACAGGAGUACGCUCGGACUUUGUCCAAAACAUCUACAGAGCACUUCCGACAGUUUUGCGAGUCCCAAGGCAAAGAGGACGUUUGGGCCGUGACCAACCGAAUAAUCAAGGAAUCUCCGUUGAGAAGACCUCCACAAACUCUCAAAUGUGACGGGAGGUUCACUGACAGUGGCCUCAAUACAGCCUCCGCGCUCCUGAAACAUUUCUACCCAGAUGACACCCCCGAUUGCUCGGACCAACAUAAAGAAAUGCGCGCUACUAUGAAUGACCUACCUAGCGUAGAGGAAGACCUACCUUUCUCUGUAGCGGAAAUUAGGGAGUGCUUCUCUCACAUCAGUCCGAAAAAGGCUCCUGGAGCCGAUCACUUGACGGCGGACAUCUGCUCCGCAGCAUUCGAAGCACAACCUGAGUUCUUUACAGCUCUCUACAAUAAGUGCCUGCAGACUGGUCACUUCCCGAAGUCCUGGAAGAGAGCCGUGGUCAAAAUUCUGCCUAAACCCGGGAAAACAGACAUGGAUUCACUCAACUCCUAUAGACCCAUCGGCUUGAUUUGUGUGUUUGGGAAGAUAUUGGAGAAGCUUAUCGUGAAGAGGAUAAUGUACAAGGCUGAAUGUGAAAACUCUUUAAGCGACAGACAGUACGGCUUCAGAGAGCAGGUCUCUACGACGGACGCUCUUGAUAAGGCCUUAGAAGUCGUAAAGAGAGCCAAAUCCAAGGGUCAACAGGUAGUUGCCGUUUCACUCGAUAUAAAAGCGGCCUUUGAUAACGCUUGGUGGCCGGCUCUAUUCGCUCGCCUCAAACACAUAAAAUGUCCUAGCAAUAUUUACCGCCUCGUCCUGGAUUACGUUUCGGACAGGACCGUCACACUGGACUACGCCAACAGCACUGCGUCAAAGACAAUGACAAAAGGCUGUGUGCAGGGCUCUGCUUGUGGCCCGGUCUUCUGGAACUUAAUCCUGGACGAGCUUCUCACCCUGCCUCUGCCUAAGGGCGCUCACAUACAGGCAUUCGCGGACGACGUACUGCUGGUAGUUGAGGGAGCAGAACGGAAGGAUGUUGAAGCCACCACCUCCAUCUGCCUUGAUGAUAUUAAUUCCUGGGGAGAACGCGUCAAGCUCAACCACAAAAAUAUUCAAAAUAUUCUCAACAAAGCCACAAAAAUAUUCAAAAACAUCUGCAAAUUUGUCCGACCAACUUGGGGAGUUCACCCCGAGAAUGUCGAGUGUAUCUACCGACAAGUCAUCGUCCCAAUAAUCACAUAUGCAGCAGGCAUCUGGGGCUCGGCUACCAAAUUCUACUCCGUGCGUCGAGCCCUCAGAUCCUUCCAAAGGAGCUUUGCCAUCAGGGCAAUCCGCGGCUUCCACACCAUCUCGGCGGUCGCAGCCCUGGCUAUAGCUCAAUUCCCCCCACUCCAUCUUGUAAUAGACGAGUCUCUCGAAAUUCACAAGACCAAAAAGACAGGAAUAUGCCAGGAGUUACCGGAUGACAUAGCACUGUACUCAAAGACCAAAGUAAGAGGCCUUCUACACCCGGCCAAACGAGUCACCAUUACCUAUGACGAAGCCACAACGCAAGAGGACACCACUGCACUUAUUAAUCCUGAUGCCCCCAAUAUUUUCACCGACGGCAGUAAAAAGGAAGACGGGCAAGCGGGGGCUUCGUUUGUGGUAAUGAUGGAAGGACAGCGACCCGUAAUAAAGAAAUUUAAAUUGUGCCGCACCGCCUCAGUAUUUAUGUGCGAGCUAUUCGCCAUAGCAGAAGCCCUCAAGUGGCUUACAAACGCAAAUACUCAUUUCACUGAAGCUCUUAUCUUCUCCGAUUCUCAAUCAUCCCUCAAGGCCAUCCAAGAUCGCAGCAAUACCGACCCACUAGUAAAUCGAAUCCACCACCUCAUCUCCUUCCUUUCAUCCAUCAAUACAACUGUUAAAUUCGUCUGGUCCAAGGCUCAUGUUGGCAUAGUGGGAAAUGAGAUAGCAGAUGUCGCGGCUAAGGAGGCUGCAGAGAAGAAAACCGCAACUCUGCUAAAUCAUUUCCCGCUCUCACACGCCAAGCGACUCCUGCGCCAGCGCACUUUGGACGCUUGGCAAUGCGAAUAUGAGUCGGCCCCACAAGGGUCUGUAACAAAAUCUUUCUUUAAAUCCAUCUCUUCAAUAGCCCAAUUCCGAAAGUAUGUCAAACUCUCGUUCCCUAUCACUCAAAUUUUAACAGGACACGGGUAUCACAAGUCAUACCUACACAAAUAUAAAAUCACUGAGGAUGAUCGUUGUCCUUGCGACGACGUGACUCCUCAGGACGUUCACCACCUCCUCGAAUCCUGCCCUAUAUUCCACAAUAAGCGUGAAAAAUAUACAAUGAUAUGCCUUAAAAAUAACCUAGAACCAUUUAAUUUGAACUUGUUAUCCAAAUCCGAAGAAGCCACAAAAUACUUAUUAGAACUUAUAAACAGCAUAGUAACACACCUAAAGCAGAUCAAUGGCACAUAA
Messenger RNA from Amyelois transitella, 4920 nucleotides. RefSeq lists its product as uncharacterized. The coding region runs from base 1 to 4920 and encodes 1639 amino acids. The transcript has 3 exons. The record is from RefSeq and is a predicted model, not a curated record. Gene Ontology annotation, molecular function: nucleic acid binding; zinc ion binding; RNA-DNA hybrid ribonuclease activity. Lineage: Eukaryota; Metazoa; Arthropoda; Insecta; Lepidoptera; Pyralidae.